GGAUUUGAAGGCGACCAUCACCAAAGUUUGCGGCAUCGUGGAUUCCAUGCGCAAGGUCCAGGCCGAGGUGCAAAAGGAUUCCGCGGACGCCAAGGACACCGUGGCAAAGAUCCAGGCGCAAGCGACCGACAUGGCCGGUGACCUGGAGAAGUUGAAAGAUGAACCCAAGAUGCAGCAAUACCUGAGCAAGUUCCAAAAGGCCAUUGGAACCUUGGACUCAGCCGCCACUUCUGCGGCGACUUACACAACGACCUCCGCGUGCGAGACGAAGGAUGAAGCCGCGUCUCGGUUGUACCUCCAAAUGGCUCCAGUCUCCAGUGUCAAGUUCCAUCUUCCCUCGGCUCUCCUGGGUGCUUUGGGUGCUGCGGUUCUUGGAGCCGCCUUGGUGAUCUUCCGCACCAAAUCCGCCCGCUCACCCCUGGCACUGAUGGAGGAGGGCACCUUGGAGUGAGCGGAGUGAACCACUGUCUUCGAUGUAGUGGCAGCGUUGCAACUCCUGGGCGAUGUCCCAGGGGAUGACAACUGCCACCCCCGAGCAGUUGGAUAAAAUGUCGUCUUCAAUCCAAACCACCGCAGAUCAGUUGCAGGACAAGGUGGUUUCGCUGAGCAAGGAGAUUAAUCCAUUGACCGUGAAGGUCAGCACUGCCCCCACCCAAAUGCUCGGUGCAAGUGAUGAGGAGAAGGCCGAAAUCCUAAAGGAAAUCAAGGCGACCAUGACCAAAGUUUGCGGCAUGGUGGAUUCCUUGCGCAAGGUCCAGGCCGAGGCGCAAAAGGAUUCCGCGGACGCCAAGGACACCGUGGCAAAGAUCCAGGCGCAAGCGACCGACAUGGCCGGUGACCUGGAGAAGUUGAAAGAUGGCCCCACGAUGCAGCGAUACCUGAGCAAGUUCGAAAAGGCCAUCGGAACCUUGGACUCAGCCGCCACUUCUGCGGCGACUUACACAAUGACCUCCGCGUGCGAGACGAAGGAUGAAGCCGCGUCUCGGUUGUACCUCCAAAUGGCUCCAGUCUCCAGUGUCAAGUUCCAUCUUCCCUCGGCUCUCCUGGGUGCUUUGGGUGCUGCGGUUCUUGGAGCCGCCUUGGUGAUCUUCCGCACCAAAUCCGCCCGCUCACCCCUGGCACUGAUGGAGGAGGGCACCUUGGAGUGAGCGGAGUGAACCACUAUGAGCACUACGUCUUCGAUGUAGUGGCAGCGUUGCAACUCCUGGGCGAUGUCCCAGGGGAUGACAACUGCUGAUGGCUUUAGAAUGCUUGAGCCCCCUUCUUCCCGCUUUCAAUGGUGAAGCACUGUCGUGUACUGUAGAAAGGUGUGGCGUGUC
Molecule: messenger RNA, 1319 nt
Organism: Cladocopium goreaui
Lineage: Eukaryota; Dinophyceae; Suessiales; Symbiodiniaceae
Source: the annotation of a GenBank genome assembly